GGUAGGCUUUUCGUCUUUCUGUUUCUUCGUUGCAUUUCGCGCGAGGUAGAGCUUCCUCUUCGGCUUCGCUGGUUCGCGUGAGGUAAGCUUCGAACGAGUCGGUUGCCAUUGCCUUUCUAGGGUUUACUUUUCCUCUUCUGCAUUUCUUCGUUGUUGUUCUGCUUCGCGUGAAGUUGAGUUCUACAAGUAUCGAAGCUUCUCCGUCUCCUCCGAAGACGUUGUUCCGGUCGGAUCGAUAGUUGCGACAGGAGUUCGCCGCGACGGUAACGAUAUCUCUUCCCUUUCGCGCGCUUCAUACGCUAAAUCCGUAAACCGUUGUCUGUAAAUCCCUAAAUCCGCCGAACGACGGGAUUUAGUAAAUCCCGGAUUUUGCUCCGUAAAUCCGGGAUUUUCUAGGGAUUCGGAUUUGCUGUGCGCUCGGAAACCGUUUUGCAGGAUUUACCUUAAAUCCGGGGUAAAUCCGGCUACAAAUCCCAUACCAAACAGCCUCGUGUAAAAUGAGGUGCAAUGCCUGCUGGCGGGAGUUGGAAGGCCAGGCGAUUUCAACCACCUGUGGCCACCUCUUGUGCACAGAAGAUGCUGGAAAGAUACUCAGCAAUGAUGGUGCAUGCCCAAUUUGUGAUCAGGUUCUCUCAAGAAGCCACAUGCGACCAGUGGAUAUCAAUCCAGGUGAUGAAUGGACAAAUAUGGCGAUGGCAGGAAUAUCUCCACAGAUACUCAUGAAAACUGCAUAUCGUAGUGUUAUGUUCUACAUUGGACAAAAGGAACUAGAGAUGCAGUACAAAAUGAACAAAAUGGUUGGUCAAUGCCGACAGAAAUGCGAGUCCAUGCAAGAGAAGUUCACUGAAAAGCUGGAGCAAGUGCACGCUGCUUACCAAAAAAUGGCAAAAAGAUGUCAGAUAAUGGAGCAAGAAAAUGCAAGUCUAACAAAAGAUACGCAAGAACUCCAGGAAAAAUAUGCUGAGAAAUCUAGGCAGAAGAGAAAACUUGAGGAUAUGUAUGAUCAGUUGAGAGGCGAAUAUGAGUCUAUGAAGCGUUCUGCAAUCCAACCUGUAAGCAACUUCUUUCCAAGAACUCAGCCGGACUUAUUCUCGAGUAUGGCCAACAUGAUCGAUAGCAGAGAUCCUACUAGACAAGGGCAAAGAGAGGAAAUUUGGCCUUCGGUGAGACAAAAGAAUUCCAGCGGUGCUGCAUUUGAUCUUUCUGAGGGAUCGCCAGUUAAGAUGGUGCCGGUUCCUGUUGAUGCUAGAGCGAGUAAGCCUGCACGGCCAUUAUUUGGCGCUGGUGUCAGCAAUCCUGCUGCAACUUUGCGUAAUCUCAUUAUCUCUCCCAUGAAGAGGCCCCAAUUAUCACGGAACCGCUCCAAUUUGUUCACUUGAUUUUCAGGUUAUAAGAUGGAAGAAAACAACAUGUUGCUGGUUCUAGAGUUAAAAACAGUAACAAAGUUCCUUCACUCACUUCUAAUUUUUCUUCUCAUUUUGUCAUCUCUUUUCUUCCUUUCAUAGUAGUUGAACAUAUUUCAUGAGGUUUCAAGUAGAUUCUGUACCUUAUACUUCGAUGAACUGUUUUGGAGAAAUUUUUUCCAUCUUCAAGAUUACUUAUUGUGGCGGGCAGUCUUUUUCUUUACACUGCGAAAAACAAUUUUUAACAGGCAAUGGUAGAAAUUUUUUUUUUUGGGACAUUUAGGCCAAUUAAGGCAGACUUACACACAUAUCACAUACACAAGACUCGAAUCAAGAUCUCUUAAUUAGUAGCUUAAGCUCCCAACUAACAGGCCAAGAUGAGCUGUGUAUAAUCUCAGAAUUUACUUAGAAAAUAAUGAUGCUUGAACGAUUUUCGAUCAUAUUAUCAAGUCAUGAAGCUGGCAACUGGUAUAUUAUGAGAAGGAAGCUCCGUGACACUGUUGUUGAGCCCAAUCUGCGUCUUUCUAUUAUAGGUGGAAUUGAAUAAGCCCACUUAGAUAACUAAAAAAAUCAAUAAAUGUGCGACAGAAAACAGAAAAAGAAAGAAAAAAGACAAGCAUAGUAGAUGAAAUAUAGUAUGGGUUAUAUCAAAUAGCAUGAUAGUAUAGAAGCUCCCUAAAGCCCUAACUAUUUUCCUAUGCUGUUGAACCUGUUGCUUCUCCAGAAAUAGUAUCGGCAGGGUUAAGUUGGCUUUCGAGCACCACAAGAAGGAAAUGCGAGGGCUGCCGCCGGAUUGGAUGGCUCCUGUGAUCAAGAGUUCUUCGUGAGACUGAGUUGAGUGUAAUAGAGGAGGAGCGACACGAAGCUUUGCUGUCAUUCUUGUAGAUUUGAUGAGUGAAGAGUUUUUCCUUUCUUUUGGGUUCCAAAUUUGCUGAGAUCUCCACCUUCUUAGUAUUUUUGAGAAGAGAAAUUGGUUUAUUUUGUAAACAAUAUCAGUGUAGUCUGUAACAUUUGAUAGUGAAAUUUUCAGGUUUUUUUUGCCUCA
Dendrobium catenatum is the source of this 2448-nucleotide messenger RNA. RefSeq names its product E3 ubiquitin-protein ligase CCNB1IP1 homolog. Gene Ontology annotation, biological process: chiasma assembly. Lineage: Eukaryota; Viridiplantae; Streptophyta; Magnoliopsida; Asparagales; Orchidaceae. The transcript is spliced from 8 exons. Bases 498 to 1379 code for a protein of 293 amino acids. The record is from RefSeq and is a predicted model, not a curated record.